Messenger RNA from Enhydra lutris kenyoni (northern sea otter), 2386 nucleotides. RefSeq names its product synaptotagmin like 3. The transcript is spliced from 15 exons. Gene Ontology annotation, biological process: intracellular protein transport; exocytosis. Lineage: Eukaryota; Metazoa; Chordata; Mammalia; Carnivora; Mustelidae. Gene Ontology annotation, molecular function: neurexin family protein binding; small GTPase binding. Bases 139 to 1983 code for a protein of 614 amino acids. Gene Ontology annotation, cellular component: exocytic vesicle; plasma membrane. The record is from RefSeq and is a predicted model, not a curated record.
AAACAGCUGCUGAUGAAAUAGGAGAAGGCGCACUUUGAAGCACGUGGGGCUGUUCCAGGGCACUCUGAGCUCACACACAGCCCAGGGGCGCUCGGUCAUGGAGUGACCCUGGGCUCAGGUCUCCGCACCAGAGAAGGCAUGGCCGGGGAAGUCAGCCUGAAUUUCCUCCAGGAGCUGGAACGCGAGGUCAUCCUCCAGGUCCUGUACCGAGACCAGGCGGUCCAGAGCACCGAGGAGGAGAGGAUCCGGAAACUGAAGACGCACUUGCAGCACCUCCGGUGGAAAGGAGCACAGGGCGUGAGCCAGGAGCACAGAGAGAAGUCAUGCGCCCGCUGUCAGAGGGAGCUGGGGUUUCUGCUGAACCGGGGGGCCGUGUGCAAGGGCUGCAGCCACCGCGUGUGCUCGGAGUGCCGAGUGUUCCUGAGGAAGACCAGCGCCUGGAAGUGCACCGUGUGCUUUGAGGACAGAAAUGUGAAAAUAAAAACUGGAGAAUGGUUCUUUGAGGAGCGAGCCAAGAAAUUUCCAACUGAAAGCAAACACGCGACAGCCGGAGCAAAGCUCUUACAAUCUUAUCAGGAGCUGAGCAAGAUUUCUGUGGUUCCUCCGACCCCACCUCCUCUGAGCGAAAGCCAGUGCAGUAGCAGCUCUCAGAGGUUACAGGAACUUGGUCAGUUUAAAGGAUUUAAUAAAUCCGUGGAAAAUUUGUUUCUGUCUGUUACCACCCACAUGAAAAAGCUUUCCAAGUCCCAGAAUGACAUGACCUCUGACAAGCAACUCCUGGCCACGGGUCCCAGGCAGUGUGCUAGCCGGACGGAGAGGAGGAGCCUGUCUGACACUGCCAUCAACGUCACCACCAGGAAGGCGAGCGCGCCGGAUAUUCUUAAACCUCUCAACCAAGAGAGUCCCAAACGCCUUCCUAAUCCUGUUCCGAAGCCCGAGAAUCUCUCAGCCAGGCCGACGCCCAGCGCUUUAUUCUCUGGAGGCUUGAGACACGCCAGUCUAACUAGCAUUAACAGCGCAUGCGCGGAGAUGGGCAAUUUUGACAAAGCUAGUGUCACUGGAGAAAUCGAGUUUGCCGUUCGCUACUGCUUCAAAACCUGUUCUUUAGAAAUAUGCAUCAAGGCCUGUAAGAAUCUUGCCUAUGGAGAGGAAAAGAAGAAAAAGUGCAAUCCGUACGUCAAGACCUAUCUGCUGCCUGACAGAUCCUCCCAGGGAAAGCGCAAGACUGGAGUCCAGAAGAACACGGUGGACCCAACCUUCCAGGAGACCUUGAAGUACCAGGUGGAGCCCCGGCAGCUGGCGACCCGGAGGCUGCAGGUCUCUGUGUGGCACUUGGGCACGCUCGCCCGGAGGGUGUUUCUUGGAGAGGUGACCAUCCCUCUGGCCAUAUGGGACUUCAAAGACAGCGCAACACAGUGUUUCUGCUGGUAUCCACUGAGGGCCCAGGCAGAGAAACUCGAAGACAGCUUUCUUCCCAAUAAUGGAGAACUUGCAGUCCGGGCCAAACUGGUCUUCCCUACAGGGCCCAGAAAGCUCCAGGAGACCCAAGAAGGGACAGAUGAGCCAUCCCCUAACGGUCAGCUUUGUUUGGUCGUGCUGGGAGCCAAGAAUUUGCCGGUGCGGUCAGAUGGCACCCUAAACUCAUUUGUUAAGGGCUGUCUCACUCUGCCAGACCAGCAGAAACUGAAACUGAAGUCCCCCGUCGCGAAGAAGCAAGCUUGUCCCCAGUGGAAGCACUCCUUCGUGUUCAAUGGCGUGAGCCCUUCCCAGCUGAGACAGUCAAGCCUGGAAUUAACCGUCUGGGACCAGGCCGUCUUUGGUGUGAACGACCGCUUGCUGGGAGAAGCCAGGCUCAGUUCUGGUAAGUCUGAGAUUAUCGGGCCUAAGUGGCAUGAAGACUCAUGCUCACAGUCAGCGCAUCAGUGGCAGAAAGUUCUGGAAAGCCCCAAUCUGUGGACAGACAUGACACUCACCCUGCACUGAAGCCAGGGUUCCAGUCUGUGGUGAGAAGUUCAAGGGCCACGGGCCUGAAGGUUAGCUGAGGACGUGGGCCUGGACACUUGCUGCCUGCAGCUCUGUCACGGAGUCCAAACGUUCUUCCAUGUCCCUCUGUAUUUACACCAAACAGAGCACUUGUUCUAUAAAUAUGUCUCCGUUUGUUUUUCUGUGCUUUGACACACGUGGAAAAGGGCCAGAUUUCAAUAAAUGUUCGUUAUCUCAAACUGAAAAUUACGGCCUUGUUAUAUGCACUGGAAGGAGAACUAGAGGAGCCUGGCGGGUAUAUCUGGUCCCUCCUGUUCCACAUGGUGGAGGGACUCCAUUCAGGGUGGUCAGCGCCUAGGUCCAGGGAGAGCCCGCAGGAGGGCCCCCCCCCACCCGCCUCGCC